CCGGAGAUCUGAACCCAGAUCGACCGUAAUCCCAGAAGACUUUACCGUGACCAGAAACGGAAAAGAUCUGCGGGCUUUCGUGCUUUCUCUCGUGUUUUGGACAUGGAGACUGGGCAGCCUGAGGACCGACCCGAGACUGGAGACGAAGGUGAGGAUCGUUUUUCCAAAAUGUUUUGGUAGAGAGUAAUUCAUAACAAAGUUACGUAAGUGUGAUGAUUGUGUGUGUGUGGAGAAAUGUAGCACAUGUUUAAGUCCUAAAGUGGUCUCGGCAUGGGGUCUCCCGACCGUCCCUGCUGCAUAACUCAGGUCGUGUGUCACCCGUGGCAGCGAGUACUGACACAUAGCAUCGGCCUGAGGUGGGAUUAUAAACACAAACAGCAGGAUGAAGAGAGGAAUGACAGGAAGCGGGUGCUGCUGCGGAUGCAGAACUGGCCAAAGCCAUCAUGGCGCGCCAGUUCCACCCUUCUGUCCUGGGCCCAGAGCCUUGGGAAGGUUACAUCUUCUCCGACCUGGAGAUCCGAAUUAAAGAAUCCACAGACCUCUACGGAGCUGUCCUCUGGCCCUCCGCGAUGGUGCUAUGUCACUUCCUGGAGACCAACUGUGACACGUACAACUUGAUGGACAAGAACCUGAUUGAACUUGGUGCAGGAACUGGUCUCGUCUCCAUUGUUUCCAGUCUACUAGGUGCAAAAGUCACGUCCACUGAUCUCCCAGAUGUUCUUGGCAACCUCCAAUGCAACAUCUCCCGCAACACAAAAGGACGAUGUAAAUAUACGCCUCUGGUGACAGAACUGGUGUGGGGCCCAGACGUGGAGCAGAGGUUCCCCCACAGCACGCACUACUUCGACUACAUCCUGGCCGCAGACGUGGUGUACGCCCACCCCUACCUGGAGCAGCUGCUGGACACCUUCACUCACCUGUGCCAGGGGAACACACAGAUCCUGUGGGCCAUGCGUUUCCGCCUGGACGCAGAGAACAGUUUUGUGGAGCGCUUCCGAGAACGCUUCCACCUGGAGGAGCUGUACGACCUCCCCAGUCUCAGCAUCAAACUGUACCGAGCCUGGAGGAGGGAGGAGGGCAGGUCUGUGGCUUUUUAAACUCUUUACUUUCUACUAUUUCAAAUGUGGACUCUGUUCUACUGUAACACUUUGCAACAGCAUGUUGGACAUUCUACCCGCCCUAUUUUGUUGGACAGUCAGAAGUCAAGUCUUCCAUUAAACAGGUCACGGGUAAACGUUACAGCGUUGGUCUCAGUCCCUCAGAACUCUUGUUGAUUGUGUGCUAAGCGGGUGUGUCCACAGAAAAGAGGCCUGAUUACAAAAAAAUAUUCACUCUCUUUAUAAAAAAAGGAGCAGACAAGUCCCAUCGAUCAAAGAGCAAUUAUUUUAAUGACCACUUUUUACUUGAGUACUACUUUUGGUUGGUCUUUUUCUGUGUGUUUCUGUUUAGUUUUCUUCCUAUUUCUGCUUUUAUUUGCAUGUAUGAUGACACAAAAUGUUGGCUGUAGUCUAAAUUGUGGUGAUGGGUAAAAAUGACACCUCAGUGAGGGUUUGGCACACUUACUGGCUGUAUUGACACGGCC
Nerophis lumbriciformis (worm pipefish) is the source of this 1582-nucleotide messenger RNA. It is a transcript of the gene mettl21e, whose product is annotated as methyltransferase like 21e. The record is from RefSeq and is a predicted model, not a curated record. Lineage: Eukaryota; Metazoa; Chordata; Actinopteri; Syngnathiformes; Syngnathidae.